Pocillopora verrucosa is the source of this 3524-nucleotide messenger RNA. Its product is annotated as synaptotagmin-7-like. Gene Ontology annotation, cellular component: synapse; plasma membrane; exocytic vesicle. Gene Ontology annotation, biological process: regulation of calcium ion-dependent exocytosis; regulation of dopamine secretion; calcium ion-regulated exocytosis of neurotransmitter. NCBI's taxonomy places the organism in Eukaryota, Metazoa, Cnidaria, Anthozoa, Scleractinia, Pocilloporidae. Gene Ontology annotation, molecular function: clathrin binding; SNARE binding; calcium ion binding. The record is from RefSeq and is a predicted model, not a curated record.
GCGCGCCAAUAUUGCUUUCGAAAAUAUGACCGACUACAAUAAUUUUGAGACAAAUAUACUCACUUCAAUCAUGAAAUAUUUCUGUAGGUAAAUUCCAUGGAGCAGUGCUAGAGUAAAAUUUGGGUUUCGAUUCACCAAUGGACAGCCGUGUAGAAGUUUCCUAGAUGGUUAAUCAAGUUGUUUUGGCUGUUGGUUUGGGUUUAGUCGCCGGAUUGGUUGUGGUCGUUGUUUAUUUGCUGAUACAGUAUUUUCAUCAACGCUCUUCAACAAAUAAUUAUAAAUACACCCAGCUGACAUCUGAUCCUACACUUCGCUCGCGGACAAUAAUCAACCAGGACAUUCCACCAUUCUAUAUUCCCCAGGCCGUCUCUGUUCCACAACAACAACCGGCGAUCGGAGAACUUCAACGAACUUGUAGUAUUUCUAAAGAGGAGUAUCGGCAUGGCCAUGCUCAUCUGUCAGCGACAGUUCACAGUGUCAACGUGCGGCGCAAAGCGGAAGAUGGAGGAGGCAUACAGCUAGAUGCAAUCAACACUGGAACAAUCUCGCCUCCGUCCAUAACACCCAAAUUGCCAAGAACCCCGAGGACACCGCGAAAAAUUUCGCACCCACAAAAGCAAUCCUCGAAAGAAAAUCUCUCUAUUCCGCAGCAAAGGAAAGUUGCGGUUCACAAGAAAAACCCAGAGAUAAACUUGGGAAAACUUGAGUUUUCCCUAUAUUACGAUCAGUCUUUUCGUUUGCUGCAAAUUUACGCAACCCGUGGGAUUAAGAUAGUGAUUCUGGGAAGCGUACAUCCACCUGAUAUACAUGUCGCUGCAUCGAUAGUUUUAAAUGGCAAACAAAUUUGGGAACAGAAAACUCGUGUGGUUAAGAAAACGAACGAUCCGCAGUUUAAUGAAAAAUUGGAGGCGUACGGAAUAACUCAAGGAAAACUUUCAGAGGGUAUGUUACGCUUUCAGCUGUUGAAUACUCAAACGAACACAAUUAUCGGAGAAGUGGAGUACAUUUUAAAAGAUCUUCCGCCGAACAAGUUAACAACGAAAACUCUUCCCCUGAUUCCAGUUGAAAUAGAUGAAACAGAAUGCCCCAUCGAGGAAGAAGUUGAAGAUUUAUCCUCUGAGCUUGGCGAGCUAUCGAUUUCUUUGUGUCACAACCCGACGGAUCAAAAACUAAUGGUGAAGGUAAACUGUGCCAGGGGCUUACGACAGAUUACAAAGGACGGGAGACUAAAUCCAUUUGUAAAACUUGAUCUCACCUUCUGUGGACGGAAGCUUAGCACUCGGACGACAAAAACUGCUCAUAACACCAAAACACCAAACUUCAGCGAAAUGUAUGUGUUCGAUGUGGACUCAGACAAACUGCCUCAGAUCACGCUGUUCUUCAAGGUUAAGCAUCGUGGUAGAGUGCGUGACGUCCCCUUGGGCACGGUGCAUCUUGGGUAUUGCGUGAAUGUCGAGAGCGAAUACAAACACUGGGAACAAGCCAUGGAAAAGCCUCACCUUGAAAUAGAGCAAUGGCACACUCUCCAAGAGUAUUUUAUUGAAUGAUUGAAUUUCUUCGUCCCUCGACAGUGAGAUGAAUUACACUGAAACUUGUAAAAUAGACCUAAUUGAAUUUAUUUGGGUGAAAUAUGCAUGGCCUGUGGGAGAGCUGGGUAGAAUUUAGAUACCACAGGGAAAAUUUUUUAAUAAUGAAAUAAUCAGGUGGCAAAGCUUACAAAAUGCCAUAUGCCUUGUUUAUAUUUUGCUCUGAAAGAGAAAAUUUCGUAUCAUAAUCAUAAUUUUAGGUUCUCAGAGCACACGCGCACGAACGAACAUGAAGCGUGCGUGUCAUCAAUUUUCUUCCAGCCUGAACGGAAAAGUCGCUUGUAACGUGAAUGAAAAGGACUAUCUGGUUCCUUUGAGCCCUUUGGGAAGAGGUUAAAUCAGCGUAACCCUUUUAAAUUAUACAGAGUGUAUUUGCAAGGAGGAGAAUGCUAAUAUGUGAUUUAAUCUCUUUUUGGAAAAUCAUCCGUGAAAAGAGAUCUAUUUUGGUAUGUGUGGGAGUUACUCGGUUGAGUGAAGUAUUUUAUGCAAAACGAUUGACCUAUUUUUACUUUGUUCAUUAAAAAAAAAAAACAGAAAGAAGGAAAAAAAACUUCGUAGAUAUGACGCGAUCCUUUCGCUCCUUGCCGUUAAAAGAGGCUCAUAAUAUAGUGGCGAGUUUUUUUUUAUCUAAUUUACAGUCAUUAGUACAAACGAUGACAAUUCGUAACACACUGUUAUGACCAAUAAAGUUUAUCAGCACUGUGAUAAACUGCGUCCCCCUUUUGGUUCAAAGAGUAAAUCCAUCUGGCGACGGGAUUACAUUUUCAUUUAUUUACAGUAACAGGAAAGUGCAUUGGGAAUCCUUCUGUGACGCAUGAGAUGAACGAUUUGUAACAAACAUUUCCAUGAAAUAUUAAUUGACCUUUCUCAUGUAACAGACCAUUUAAAUACAGAUGAAAUUUCUACCCUUACUUUCUGGCGUAAAUUACCAAAAUCUUGCAAAAGCUAUUGAGAGAUAUAUUACUAAAACAAUAAAUAAAAACCACUUGUCCUCGUUUUUUAGAAAUGACAUCUUAAACUUGGACUGUACGUCUAUAUGAGUGGUAAACUGCAACAUCACAACACCGCUUUUUUCUCGCUUUCACGCUGCCUCCUAAUCAAUGUGCUGCACGUUUAUUUAUAAGCUUUUUUUUACGGUUACUAACACUGUCCCUUGAUCCAUCUCGCUUAGCUACUUAGAAAAAGAAAGUCCACUCAGAUAUUCUGGUGAUAAACUGAUGUUAUGGUGUUGUCUUUCCCCGCAGUCUCUUCGCCUUCAGGUCCUUGAUAGAACUUCUCUUUUCCAAGGAUUCGCAAGCCAAUGGGACGCAAGACUUGUUUAAGGUACCCAUGAACAUUCAAGCCUCUUGCUCCUAGCGUUUGAGGGGCCAUGUUGUAAAAGCUCUUCAGUGGGGACAUGAGAGAAUCAGCCAAAUCAUGAUCCACAAUGUCAGCGUAACACGAUACCCAAACACCGUCCACGAUCAUGGUCCCUUCUUGGGUAACUGGUGCAAAGGCACCAAAUCUUUCAGCCGUCGAGACUGACAUAACCUUCCUUGCAAUAGGAGCAUGGUACGUUGGAACGUGAACGAGGAUGUAGUCACCAGGCUUGAUUUGGGAUGCAUGCACUGAGCGAAAGGUAUUCCCUCCCAACUUCGCACUCAGAGGUCGGAACUCGAACACAAGAUGAGCCUCACUGAGUGUGAGCUUGAUGUAGUCUUCAGUAGUGAUGGUGUAAUAAUGACCUGUGUAGGGAAGAAAAUUUGAGCUGUAUCUGUAUCUUAAAAGUUUUGUCCUUGAGAGUCUUUUCAAAUACAAGUCUCCCAGGACUUUUAUUAGUACCAAAUUAGUAUGAGAAUUUGGAAGCCAAUCAGAUUACAAGGAUAACCAGUGAUUUCCAAGUAAAUGUAAUAACGGCAAACACCUUGUCAAGGAGAACUUAAAAAUAAAUAAAAAGUU